This is a messenger RNA of Ustilago hordei, 5415 nucleotides long. RefSeq lists its product as uncharacterized. The coding region runs from base 1 to 5415 and encodes 1804 amino acids. NCBI's taxonomy places the organism in Eukaryota, Fungi, Basidiomycota, Ustilaginomycetes, Ustilaginales, Ustilaginaceae. The record is from RefSeq and is a predicted model, not a curated record. The transcript has a single exon.
AUGUCGGCCCUGCCUUCUGCCACAAGCAGGUGGGCAGAUGCUCCGUCCCAACUCGUCUCUUCUCGCCUCGAACAAGGCGUCCGACAUGGCUCAACACCAUCGACCAGCAUCGACUCCGCCUCAUUGUCUCAUCGAUGGCCAGACAGUUUGCAAGUCGCAUCAGCAGACUCUAACGUAGCCCGACCUCCUUCGCCACUGGAACGAGCCGAGAGCUUCAUGAGCUCUGUCUCUGGCGUCCUCUCUGCUGCCACCAUCACAAAUGCGAGCAGCGCCACCAUACGAAAAAUCGAGCGGAUCGAUGCAUCCGCAAGACCGGUCCGCUUCACAAAGUCCAAGAAAGAGGCCGAGCCUAUCACCCCCUCUUCCUCUGUCGAACACACGAGCUCUAGAAGCACUGAUGCCGCCGAAUAUCAGAGCUCCUCCAUCUCCGCAGGCGAUCAGUCCUACAGCACCAUUACCACAAGCUUCGAAACCACGCUCCGCUCGCCUUCCGACGAUGCACGUCAAGAUGCAAACAAGCACCGUGGCGCCACCAGCCCCUCACACCAGCACCCCGUGUCGCUCGAUCCUGCUGAGCCAAGAUCCUUCUUCUCCGAUUCCUUCUCUGGCGACGACUCGACCCGUUCCUUUUCUGCAACAAGCUCUCGUCUUGCUUCUCUCAAUCCAGAAUCUUUGAGGAUUGCCCCCACCUCUAGACGUGGUUCAGACCAAGCGCCUAGCGACAUCGACACCAGCGAACCACAGACUUCCCAGAUCUCGCACUCUUCCUCCUGCCAGAACGCCAUUUCCUCACUAGCUAACGCUGCCGAUGCUCUUGCUCAAGCAUCACGCCCGACACGCUACACUACCUCUCAAUCAAGUUCUGCUGCCAAGUAUGGUCUCGGCAUUCAGACCCGUGGCCUCAUGCCCUCAUCACAGCCACCACCACAACAAGAACAACAACUCACAGCCUCCUCUGUCGCCGCCCCGCGCUUCCGUGGAUGCUCUGCUCUCGAGGUGGUCCCAGAAGCACGCGAAUCACCCUACAUCGGCAGUCGCGCCAGUCAGGCCGCUUCCACUCCCGACGCGGGUGCAUCUUCAGCCUUGACCAUCACCACCACAAUCCCACUCAACAGCGAGCCUGCCUGGGGCCAGAGCACCUCUGCCAACGUGUCUUCUGCCUCAGAUCCGGCUUUUGGUACCAUGGCAUCCUUUUCCUUUCCCUCUCCCAUCUCAUCCUCAGCAGGUUUCACCAACGCGCAACCAAGAUCGGGGCAAUCGAGUUCCCUUUCUGCCAGAUUUCCACGAUCUCCCGCAAGCGCGUUCCACUCUUCCAAUCCAUCUAUGCAAUCCUCCUUCUCCAAUGCAAACGGAAGGAGUCUUUUCUCAUCCAGGACCAGUGACGCAGGUCUCCUACACGCUUUUUCCACUUGCGGUCACGCACCGCCUUCAUCCUUCGGAGGCUCCGUCAUCAGCUCGACCGGGCUUGCCUCGGCGCUCGGCUUUUCCUCAACUGUCGCAUACUCAAGUCUCAACCCAGGUAAUCGUGAUGACAUGCUUCAACGACUCUUGUUGGAUCAGGCGCGCGUCGAUUCUCAGGAGUAUGGCACCAUGAGCCUCGAGCAGGUCGCCGAGGCUAAGCGCGAUCUCGAGCAUAUCGAGCGCAAAGUGCAGACUCUUCGCACAAAGCUCAAGGUCGAGAUCAAGAUAAGAGACGCUGCUGUGGCGCUUCGCAGAGCCCACCGAAGGACCGCCGCCUCUGCUCACUCGCCCACUUCAUCUGUAUCAGUUGUUGUUUCGCCCACCUCACCAGGGCUUGUUCCUUUGCACAGACACAGCAACGACAAGUUUUCUUCCUCUUCCGCAUCUACUUCCUCCUUUGCCGUACGCAGUCGUGCACUCAGCAUCUCAGCCAGUGAGGCAAAAUCAGACGAGGAUGUGUCUAUAGCCACCGCCAAGGUCGACAAGGUCGCCAACGAGCUUAUCAAAUGGACAGAGCGUGCGAACUCGAUCCGACGCAGACUCCUCGAGCAUCAGGCCGCCACCCUAUCCGAACGUGUCGUUCACCUCGAGUCUGACCGACAGGUGAUGGAGGAGAAGUUGCCAUUCCUCACUACCUCUACUUCCUUCGAGUCGCUCGCUCCUUCUUCCUCAGCUUCUGCAGUAGGCAUCAAUCGGUAUCGCGACGCUGGUCACCAUUAUCAACCGUCUACCGACGAACCUUACGUACCACAUGGACCCAACGAUCCACUCCGUCACAACCGAAUCGAGUCGGAUCUCAGCGCCAUCAGCGGUUUCAGCUUUCUCGACGCUUCAGCACCCGAAAAGCUUCGUCGACUCGGCGAAGAGGUAGAACGCAAGCGAGAAAUGGUCCGCAAGCUCGAAUCCGACCUGACCUCAGCUCGAGAUGCCGCAAAGCGUCGUGAAGAGUCCUCCAAUCGUCUGACUCAGCAGCUAGAGGAGCAGUACCGUGAGCGAAGUCGUGCUGUCGAGGAGUUGCGUACGCUGCGAGAGCAGAUGAACCGAUUCGAAGAGAGCGCUUGUCAAGCUCAAGCUCGGGCUGUCCAAGCCGCCAUCGCAGAUGUUGAGCAAAGGAUGCAACGGCAGCUCGAACAAGAGCGAAGUCGGGAUCAGGACAAGGAAGAUGCACUCGUCAACGCCAAAGCGGAAGUCAUGGCUGGUCAGCGCGCACUUUCCGAUCUGCAGGCUCGCCUCGCCGCCGCUCAGGACGAGGCCAAGACUCUUCAACUUCGAGCUGAAGCAGCAGAACAGACAUCCGAGGAACACAAGCGCAAUGCAAAGGACGUGCAAGGAGAAACGGCGCGUCAGUUGACCCAAGGGUCCCAGGAUCUUGCCUCGCUUCGAACGGAGCUAGAAUCUUCCACGGCGGCCAAGGUCGCAGCGACCACAUUGGCUUCCGACCGCGCAAAAGCGAUCGCCGAGCUGGAAGUCCUCCUGAAGCAAGUGUGCAGCGAACUCGGUGCGGAAAAGCAGGCGCGUAUGAAGGCAGAAGAGCAAGUCGCUGCAACUCAAGAGCAGGUUCUCGACUCGCGGUCUCGAGCGGAUCAAGCAGAUGACAAGUUGCGAGAGUUAGAGCUGGCAGUCUCGGCAGAGCGUCGAAUGAUGGCAGAGCGCGACGAGCUCUUCCAUGCCUUCGAGCGCCGCCUCGAGAGUGCUGAGCAGCGUCUGCAAGUGCAAGACAAGCGAUGUGCAAGGAUGUUAGGCAAGCUGGAGGGUCGCGAAGAGAUGGACGAUCUCCUCGAGCGUAUCAAGGCUGGUGCUGCGGGCGUUGCGAAGAAGAAGACAGCCGGUCAGGAUAUCGCUGGUUUGCUUUCCAGUCUCGAGACGCACAUCGGUGAUCUGGAGCUUGAACUGGCUCGCGCCAACGCUCAGCUUCCUGACACGCCCCGUGACAGCGUCGCAAGGUCUGAUGUCUCUGCUACUCCUACUGUAUAUCACGCCGAGCUCGAGGCCAGUAAGCAGGAGGUCCAGCGUUGGAAGGCAGAGGCGGAGCGUCUCGAAGCUUCGCUCAAGUCGCAAACCAUGAAAGAGGAGGAGGCAAAGGUCUCAACAGAUGAACACAGAAGGUUGCAUGCGCUUGAAGUCGAAAUGCGUGCCUUGUCCGAGAAGAACGAGGCUUCGAAGCGACAGGCGGAAGAGCAAAGGUCCCAGCUGGAGGCCGAGGUUCAGUCUCUGGCCCAGCAGAACAAGGACCUGGAACAGCAAGGCCUGCAACGAGUGAAGCAACUCGAAACCAAGAUUGGGGAGCUGGAAUCACAGAAUCGAGAGCUUGAAAAGCAGCUUAGCAACGUCUCAAACCAUGCAUCGAACCCUGCCUCACCCGCCACAUCUCCUGAUACUCUUCCUGUGCGAGCCGUCAACACCACUUCACCGCGAUCUGCAACCUUCCCGCUGCCGAACAAAGGCGUCGGCAACCUUAUAGACAGAUUUGGUGGCGGACGCAAAGUCUCUUCGGAAUUCCGUGCGGAAGACUCUCCAGCGAUGACGCAGGCUUGGAUGCAUUCGAUCGAGAACUUGCGAGCUAUGCUACCUGACCUGUCAGCUGCUGCCAAAGGGUCGGCAGAUCUCAACGCAUUGCGUGACGCUUUCCAGACGUGCAGCACUGUAUCGCCAAGCCUGACUGCUGUCAAAUCGCCCUCUUCCGCCCGCAUUCCACUGGGUGCUGCAGACCUGCAAGCAGAGUUGGAAGCUACGGCUGAGCGUAUUCGUAGCACCCUGGCUAUCAGCCGCACAGUCAUCGACUUGGCUCUCGUGUCUGAGGUAGACAAGGAGAAUCGUGCCCAGCCUCAGAGCGGAGAUAAGAAGGAGGCCACUGUUCAGGCACAGGCAGACGCUCUGUCGUCGCAGCAAGCGCUUCUUACUAGGAUCACGUCGCUGACAGCCAAGGUCAAGGAGCAGGCGGAUCGGGAAAAGCAUCUUAAGGUAGAGUUGGCAGAGGUUCGAGGAGAGCUCGAGGAAGCUCGCGCCAUUGGACGUGUGCCCUCGUCGCCGUACGGGCUGACGCCAGGGAAUGAAUCGAUGCUCGGUCUGUCGACUUCUCCAGCCACGGUGGGCGUGUCGAAGUUCUUUGGCGUACCAGGGAGUCUUGGCGGGACAGGCUCGAACAGGUCGAUGAUAACGCGCUUAGGCGAGAAGCCAACCCCCAUAUCUGCGGCCGCUUGCACCGCAGGUGGCGCCGCGUUGGCACCGCCUCGUUCACCUUCAGUUUUCGAUGGAAUGCCGUCACCCACCAGAUCCAACAUCAGCGUACACUCUUCGCCAUCGAUCCGCUACAUCCCGCCGUUUGCAGCCCCCAAUUUUGGUGCGAGGUCUCCUCAGAGGAUGUAUCUGGAGUCACGCAGCUUGGGCGCUGAAGCCGGUGCAGGCAAUGUGUCACUCUCAGAGAGCUCGACGAACAUGGACGCGUCGGACUUCAUGUCGCUGCGAUCGAGCAACAGUCCUAACUCGACUCACCUCGGAUUGCCUAGGUCAGCGGCCAGUCUCACAGGCACUUCUCAGUCUUCCUCGUCGGCCCAGCGUGCUGGCGCAGAUCCUUCACUAUCAUCCAAGACCAAGCCCAAUGGAAUGAUCAAGCGCACCAUCACGCUCGGCAUGGACGUACCUCAGCUUGUCUCUCGUGUCCGCGAUCUUGAAAAGCAGCUGUCGAACACGGCCUUGAUCCGCCAGCGCGCCGAAAGGGCAGCUGACCUGGAGACACAGCUACGUGAAGCCAAUCAAGCCUAUACAAAGCUGCUCGACAGACUAGAUGCAGAGCGCAACAUCGGCACCCAUCAGAAGGUCGAGAUCCUCAACGAGCUCAACGAGACACAGAGCCGACUGCAGACCACUCAGGCGCAGAUUCAGCGCACCAGAUCGUCGUCGCCGUUCGUCUCGCCUCUUGCCAACACAAGGCCUCUUCCUCCGCCUAAAGACUGA